Lepus europaeus (European hare) is the source of this 4554-nucleotide messenger RNA. It is a transcript of the gene TRMU, whose product is annotated as tRNA mitochondrial 2-thiouridylase. Gene Ontology annotation, biological process: tRNA wobble position uridine thiolation. The coding region runs from base 39 to 1367 and encodes 442 amino acids. NCBI's taxonomy places the organism in Eukaryota, Metazoa, Chordata, Mammalia, Lagomorpha, Leporidae. The transcript is spliced from 10 exons. Gene Ontology annotation, molecular function: sulfurtransferase activity. The record is from RefSeq and is a predicted model, not a curated record. Gene Ontology annotation, cellular component: mitochondrion.
CUAAGUGGCUGAGGCGAGUAGCGCGCGACGGCGGGCGAAUGUUGGCGGCGCGGCACGUUGUGUGCGCCUUGUCAGGCGGAGUGGACAGCGCAGUGGCCGCUCUGCUGCUGAGGCGGAGAGGGUACCAAGUGACAGGGGUGUUUAUGAAGAACUGGGACCAGCUGGACGAGCAUGGCGUGUGCACCGCGGACAGAGACUGCGAGGACGCCUACAGGGUCUGCCAGAUCCUGGACAUCCCCUUCCACCAGGUCUCCUACGUGAAGGAGUACUGGAAUGACGUGUUCAGUGACUUCUUGAAUGAGUACGAGAAAGGAAGGACUCCCAACCCAGACCUAGCGUGCAACAAGCACAUCAAGUUCGGCUGCUUCCUUCAUUAUGCUGUGGAUAACCUAGGUGCAGAUGCUGUAGCCACUGGCCACUACGCAAGAACCUCUCUGGAAGAUGAAGAAGUUUUUCAACAGAAGUACAUAAAGAGGCCCGAAGGGCUUUUCAGAAAUCGCUUUGAAGUUAGAAACCCGGUGAAGCUCCUGCAGGCAGCCGACAGCUUUAAGGACCAGACCUUCUUUCUCAGCCAGGUUUCCCAGCCUGCCCUGAGGAGAACCAUCUUCCCCCUCGGGGGCUUAACCAAAGCUUUCGUCAAGAAAAUCGCGGCUGAGAAUCGGCUUCAUCACGUGCUUCAGAAAAAAGAGAGUAUGGGCAUCUGCUUUGUGGGCAAGAGGAACUUCGAGCAUUUCAUCCUCCAGGUGAGCGGGCUCUGGCGGGGCAGGCCGCGGCCGCGCGCGUGCCAGGCCCCCUCACCGUCAGCGUCUAUCUUUCAGUAUCUUCAGCCUCGGCCUGGUAAAUUUAUCUCCAUAGAAGACAAUCAAGUUCUGGGGACACAUAAAGGUUCGUUCCUGUACACCUUGGGUCAGAGAGCCAAGAUAAGUGGCUUGCGGGAACCCUGGUUUGUGGUGGACAAGGACGGGGCCAAGGGCGACGUGUUUGUGGCCCCCCGGACAGACCACCCGGCCCUGUACAGAGACCUGCUGCGGACCAACCGCGUGCACUGGAUUGCCGAGGAGCCGCCUGCGGCCCUGGUCCGAGACAAGAUGAUGGAGUGCCACUUCCGCUUCCGCCACCAGAUGGCGCUAGUGCCCUGUGUGCUGACCCUCAAUCAGGAUGGCACCGUGUGGGUGACUGCUGUGAAGGCCGUGCGGGCCCUCACCCCAGGGCAGUUUGCUGUGUUCUACAAAGGGGACGAGUGCCUUGGCAGUGGGAAGAUCCUACGUUUGGGACCGUCUGCCUACACUCUCCAGAAGGGCAGAAGCAGAGCCGGAGUGGCCCCUGAGGUGUCUGGUGAUGGCCCAGGCCUGUGUCCCACACCCUGACCCAGAAUGAGCUGCUGGGAGGUGACCCAAGAGAGCUGAGCCCAGGCUGGGCAGCUGGUGGGCAGGCUGGGUCAUUGAGGAACUUGGUUGCGACUGCCUGAACCAGGGGAUGCCUGACCAGCGCUGCCAUCCCAGAGCCUGGAGCUUCAGCAGCCCAGAGGUCUUGCGGAGCAGGGUUCUUGCAAGGGCGUUGGUGAGUGCCUCUUUCCCUUCUACCCAGGAAGGUGUUGCACCUGUGGCCACAUGGUAGGGGUCUGUGGGGACCCUGGGACCACAGGGACCAUCAAAUAAACAGUACUCUGUCUGUCGCUGCCUCCAGUGCUAGGAGCGGCCUCUGGGAGGUUUCGGGGCUCCACAUUCCUGAUGUUGGACGGUGUAGAUCAGGGCAGGUGGCCAGCAGGGGAGAGCCAUGGGGACCCCCCAUGCAGGGGUGCAAUGCCUCCAUUUGGAAGGGAGGCAGCUGUGGCAGCAUCCAGGUCUGUAGGCACUGCACACGGAGCCACGUUUCCUCCUGCGGUGCACCUGCGUGGGACCCAGUGUGGAGUCACCACAAGGGGGAAAUCGGGACCCCUGUGUGUGAGUUGUGGGCAGGGGCUGAUCAGAGCAGGCAGAGAGCUACUGGGCAGAUGAGAGCGAGGAAGUUGAGAGCCAGAGGUCAGGGUGGGAGAGAUGUGUUAGUCUUGGGUGCCCUGGUCAGGCCUGAAGCGACCAUCAUCAUGCCGUAGGUGGCUGGAAGAGACAGGCUGGGCGUGGCUAAGCCUCCCUCCACUUGUGUUAGAGUUGUGUCCUCUCCUCCAGGGAUGACUCGGGGCUGUGUCCUCGGAGCUGCUAGGAGGUUGUCAGUUGUGCCAGGAGGGUCUGUGUUUGCAGGCGGGGUCGCACCCUGUCCCGGGCUCCCUUUGUCUCACUGGAUAUAAGGCUUGGACAUUGUUGUACUUCAAGUCAGGUUCCUGUGGGGGCCAAGAGUGAGUCCACUUCCUUGGGUUAGAAAGUUCUAGACCAAACACAUCCAUUCCGGUCACACACAGCAUGACAGGGCCCACCGCAGAUGAGAGGGUUCCUUCCUUGCCCCCUGGGGUUCUCAGAAUCCACUAGAACAGAGUGAUGGCGCUGCUGGGGGCAGCAGGGCCAAACCCUCCUGGGAGCAGGUCACGCGGGGCCUGGUGGCUGAAGCACCUCCACGUGCCCCAGCCCUGUCCUCUCCCUGAGCACGCCGCCGUUCCCCCAGCCUCUGCCCUGCUGGGUGUCCCUGUCCCUUCCACUGUUCCCUUGAGCAAGGUUCCCCUCCCUAGCAGGAGCAUGUGAGGGUGAGGAGUGGGCCAGAACCAGGUGGUUCCUGAGAGGCGGGGGCCACGUGCCCCGCAGCCCUCACUGGAGCAGUAUCAGGAGGGCCUGCAGCUCCCUGGCCACUGGGCAGGCUACACACAGCAGCCAUCCUGCAGACUGUGCUGCUGGGGACCCACAGGCCUGCUGGGCCUGGCGGCUGGGCUGCGGACUCUGCCCAGAGGGAGCACAGAGCCUCCCUGGCUCAGGUUGUUGGCAUGGCCACUCCUCUAACCCAGGCUCGCCCUCCCAGGGUGCAGAAAAGGCAUGAAUCGGAGGGAGGGAUUCCUGGGUGGAUGCUGGUCAGGAGAGCAGCGGAAGGGCAGUGGCUGCGCUCGUACUGCCUGCCUGGUGGGCAGUGGAGCAAGUGGUGAGGAGGGGCCCCUCCCAGCCCCGCUGUGUGCCACAGCUGCAGGCCAGAGAAGAGGCAGGGAAUGGGAAAUCCUGUCCAGGACACUUCUGUACACAGAGUUCUGUGUACAGGCGACUUGUGACUGCUUGGUGUCUGGGUGGAGUGCCUAGAGCGAGGUUGGUGCCGUGUUGAAGCAGGCAGGGGUUUGGACAUCCAUGCUGUUGUCUGUGGUCAGGUGGACUUGGGGGAGGGGGGAGUCUAGUGUCCUGACCUGUCACGAUCCCAGUGCAGCCUUGUCUGGGGUUGACAUCUGUGGGGCUGCCUGGGGACCUCCAGAGGACGCCUGGGCUGGCUGGUGGUCCAGACCGCUCUGGCUGGCAGCUUUCUCUUGUUCAGAUGCUGCUGGGAUUUGCCUCUAAGUAUGGCUUUUGGGUUGAGAUGAAUUGUGUGCCCACUGCUGAGCCCUCAGAGGAGCAGACAGUGGCAGGGAGUGGGGGAGGGAGCCACACUUGAGACACGGUCUUGGGCACGGGUGCUGCGCCUGCAGGCGGCCCUGGUCUCUACAGAGCUCUAUGGAUGGGCUCGUGCACCAAGUUAGGGGAACCUCGUGGUUUCUUUGUUCUCUCUCUCCCCCUCCUCUAUCUCACACACACACAUGCCACCACUCAGUUUGUCUUAGUACCACCCCAAGUGGCUGCAGCUCUGGGGAAGCCCAUCUGCCUGGCGGUGACGUGCCAUGGAGUUAGAGCGGAGGCCCCCUCUUCAUGGUGUGUGCAGCCUGGGCUCCUCCCACCCCAGCCUGUGAGUGCCUGAAGCAGACCCAGUACGUGCUGCAGAGGUCGCAACAGCCACUGCGCACUCACAGGUGGGCCAGGGCCGGGGCCCUACACGUGUCUCCUGCUGUGGAAACAAAUGACAUUGCAGGGAGAGGCCACGCUUGGAAUGCCCAUUGAGUGUUCGCUGUGAAGUUAACCUGGCGCACAAAACCAGGAGGGUGCCAGGAGCUGAGGGCAGAUUCCAGCCAGAUGGCCUCAGUGCGAGCAGCGGGCGAGGAACGUGGGAGCUCACCUUUCCAGCACGAAGCAAGAGGAACUUGGGGAUUUUAAAGCGUAAUAUAUUGAAGCAGAGCACUGGAUGGGUUCAAGAGCAGAGAGACUUGGCCUGCAGAAGACUGAGCACCAGAAACCAUGGGCCGAGGAGGAGGAGCAGCCCCGGGGCCGACCCCCGAAGGCCUGACCUGUGUCACUGAGCACCAGCCAGAGUCAUGCAGCGAAAAAGCUCAGAUAAUGGCUGCAAACUCAGUGACAGACAUGAGUUCGGGAGUGUCAGGAAACACUUAAGAGCGUUGCGUCGCACAGCCCACAAAGGCCCACAGUGCUCCUCCGUGCUGCCCAGGGAAGGCGUGAGGAAGCAGAGACCAGGAAGGCAGAAGUACAAAUUCAAAAAAAUCUUAAUUUAUUGUAGAUUCUUUUCUCGUGGUGGUGUCAUUCCAGUGUUCCGAACGUUAAUAAA